Messenger RNA from Plasmodium malariae, 354 nucleotides. RefSeq names its product cytochrome c, putative. NCBI's taxonomy places the organism in Eukaryota, Apicomplexa, Aconoidasida, Haemosporida, Plasmodiidae. The transcript has 2 exons. The record is from RefSeq and is a predicted model, not a curated record. The coding region runs from base 1 to 354 and encodes 117 amino acids. Gene Ontology annotation, biological process: mitochondrial electron transport, ubiquinol to cytochrome c; mitochondrial electron transport, cytochrome c to oxygen. Gene Ontology annotation, cellular component: mitochondrial intermembrane space. Gene Ontology annotation, molecular function: electron transfer activity; heme binding.
AUGUCUCAAGUAAGACCAGAACCACAAGUAGAAGUUCCAGCGGGUGAUUAUAAGAAAGGAGCAAAACUUUUUAAGGCAAAAUGUGCUCAAUGCCAUACAAUUAACAAAGGAGGAGCUGUCAAGCAAGGUCCGAAUUUACAUGGGUUUUACGGUAGGAAAUCAGGAGAAUCAGAUUUUCCUUAUUCUGAUGCAAAUAAAAAUUCUGGUAUCAUUUGGUCGGAUAAACACCUAUAUGAAUAUUUACUUAAUCCGAAAUUAUAUAUACCAGGAACGAAAAUGAUUUUUGCCGGUAUUAAAAAGGAAAAAGAAAGAGCAGAUUUGAUAGAAUACCUCAAAAAGGCUUCGUCGGAAUGA